Molecule: messenger RNA, 1782 nt
Organism: Pogonomyrmex barbatus (red harvester ant)
Lineage: Eukaryota; Metazoa; Arthropoda; Insecta; Hymenoptera; Formicidae
Product: protein-lysine N-methyltransferase SMYD4
Cellular component (GO): cytoplasm; nucleus
Molecular function (GO): histone deacetylase binding
Source: RefSeq, a predicted model, not a curated record
UAUCGAGUGUUACACCAUGAGUUUGGCAUACGCUGACAGCGACGAACUCAUGGCAUACGCACACGCGAAUCGAUCCGCCGCUUUAUAUAGGAAACAAUUGUACAAGGAAUGCCUGAUAGACAUUGACGCGGCUUUGUCUCAUGGAUAUCCAAAAGAGAAGCAAAGAAACCUAAAGGACAGAGGUGACAAGGCGAUAAUGGAGAUAAAGAAGUUGCUGCAAACAGACUCGAAGGAUACCGAUCGUACAAAUUUAUGCGAUGGAAUUGAAAAGUCUACAGUAAAACUAGAAAACACUGAGUAUAUAGAAAAUGCAUCAACAAUGGAAAACAAUGGUCAAGGGACGCUGAAGAAGCGAGACGCGAUGACCAGCGAAAGUUAUCUUCAUUGCGCAACGAAAAUUCCACCGCAGAAACCGAGGUAUUUGCAAGAGGAGGAUUUUUCCAAGUUAACGUACGGCCCAAGCCGUGAAGUUCCUGCCGUCAGUGACGGUGUCACGGUAUCCUUCUCCGAAAGAUACGGUAGACACUACAUGGCAACACGGGAAUUUAAACCCGGCGAUAUAGUUAGCAUCGAAGAUCCCUAUGCACACGUUAUCUAUGAAGAACGGUAUUACACGCAUUGCCAUUAUUGCCUAUCCAGAAGUUACAAUCUAAUACCAUGCCCAAAGUGCCCGGUGGCUCAAUAUUGCUCCGAGAAUUGCAGAAAACUGGCGUGGGAAGCAUGCCACGAGACGGAAUGUCCCAUUCUAAAGCUGUUAACAAACUUGCUCAAUGUCGACAAGGAUAAAAUAAGAAUGAUCUCGAAGAUCAUUCGAUUGCUGAUCGUAGUGACCGAGAAUGGAACUCGAAUCGAGGAACUGCAGCAAGAUGUGAAAAUUGCAGAGUCUAAUCCAGACGAUAGAACGGCGGGAUUUACAGACACCGGAAUAUUAGACAGUUUUAGCGGCCGUUCCGCACUGAGCCUGGCGACCAACAUGACCACGAGACCACUGAUCGGAAUCAGCGCGUUCGCCUGUAUCUCAGCGCUCGCGGUAAUCCUUUUAGCCACGCAAACCAAAUUUUUCCAUAAAAAAUACGAGAUUGACGAUCUGAGGGACAUCAGCGAGUUUUCCGAGCUGAAAUUUGGCGCCAGCAUAAUGUUCCGUGCCUGCGUGAUAAUGUCUUCUAACUGUUUCUCGAUACAGCAGGAACCAGGGAUCGUGUCGGGCUCAGGCCUGUACGUGGCUCACAGUCUGUACAAUCACUCCUGCGCGCCGAAUACCUUUCGGCAUUUCGAGGGGCUGACGAUGAUCACGCGUGCCUUGACACCUAUACACCCCGGAGAACAGAUAUUCACCAGCUACGGCGGCGUUUAUGCGCACAUGUCGCGACCUGAGAGGAAGCAGAAGAUCCUGCAGGAUUACUUCCUCGACUGUGAUUGUCCGGCGUGCGAGAACGAUUGGCCGACGUACAACGAGAUUCUGCGGGAUCACAUUGGGUCCAUCGCCAAGAACAAACAGCUAGUGGAAAAAUUGAGGCCUUUCAGGGAGAGAUUACUCGCAAAUAUGUACGAUAUCGAGGCGGUGAAAGUCAUUCUCGAUAUAUUAUACAAGGAAGUCAGUAAACAUCCAUGCGAGGAAAUACUCCAUGCGGAGCAAUAUUUGAAGAGCUAUUAUUUGGAUCCAUGACUCAUAAAAAAAAUAUGAUGGUAAGUUGAUAAUCGUUUGGAGCAUUCUUUUCCUUAAAAUAUUAUAGAUUUUAACCAUAUAUUUUAAUUGUAAAAUAUCUUGUAUUUAAAUUGUAU